Molecule: messenger RNA, 3289 nt
Organism: Rattus norvegicus (Norway rat)
Lineage: Eukaryota; Metazoa; Chordata; Mammalia; Rodentia; Muridae
Gene: Loxl1
Product: lysyl oxidase-like 1
Exons: 7
Coding region: 323-2149 (608 amino acids)
Cellular component (GO): extracellular region; extracellular matrix
Molecular function (GO): copper ion binding; protein-lysine 6-oxidase activity; oxidoreductase activity, acting on the CH-NH2 group of donors, oxygen as acceptor
Source: RefSeq, marked validated
AGAGUGGGAAAGCGCCAGCCUAGAGAGCAGCCAGCCAGUGUGGGGUUGGCCAUGUAAGGGCCCCAGGAGGUCCUGCCCGUCCCGUGCCCUGCGGAAAGCCUCGUGCAGCCCUGGGCACCGCCCCUGCCCUGCCCUGACCCCUUGGCCUCAAAAUGCUGUCAUCGGAGGAGCCGUCCCGCUCGGGACAAGGCCAGGAUGGACAAAGCUAGAGCUUGGGCAGGCGAGGAGCCAUCCUGUCCUCGAGGCCGUGGGAAGAGAAGCACGCACCGGGGCCCACUCCUGAGAGCCUCUCCGCCCACCCGGCCUCUGCAGAAGGGCCACUAUGGCUCUGGCCGGAGCCGGCAGCCAGCUGGGGACCCUGGUGUGGGGAGCCUGCCUGUGCGUCCUGGUGCACGGGCAGCAAGAGCAGCCAGGACAGGGCUCGGACCCAGGACGCUGGCGGCAGCUGAUCCAGUGGGAGAACAACGGGCAGGUGUACAGCUUGCUCAAUUCGGGCUCUGAGUACGUGCCUGCGGGGCCCCAAAGAGGGGAGAGUAGCUCCAGGGUGCUACUGGCAGGCGCGCCCCAAACGUCGCAGCGGCGCAGUCAGGGAGGACCCCGGCGUCGGCAGGCGCCGAACCUGCCCCUGCCCGGACGCGUGGGUUCGGACACUGUGCGCGGCCAAACGCGGCACCCGUUCGGCUUCGGCCAGGUGCCAGACAACUGGAGAGAGGUGGCCGUCGGGGACAGUAACGGGAUGGCUCGGGCCCGCACCUCCGUCUCCCAGCAACGGCACGGGGGCUCCGCCUCCUCCUCGGUUUCGGCCUCGGCCUUCGCCACCACUUAUCGCCAGCCAUCCUCCUACCCGCAGCAGUUCCCCUAUCCGCAGGCGCCCUUCGUGAACCAAUAUGAGAACUAUGACCCCGCGUCGCGGACCUAUGAACAGGGCUACGUGUACUACCGCGGUGCGGGCGGAGGCAUGGGCGCAGGGGCGGCGGCGGCAGCUGUAGCCUCGGCUGGGGUCAUCUAUCCCUUCCAGCCCCGGGCACGCUACGAGGAGUACGGCGGUGGGGGCGAGGAACAGCCCGAGUACCCGGCGCAGGGCUUCUACCCAGCCCCAGAGAGGCCCUAUGCGCCCCAGCCCCAGCCUCAGCCCCAACCUCAGCCGCAGCCUCAGCCCCAACCUUCCGACGGCCUUGACCGUCGUUACUCGCAUAGCCUGUACAAUGAAGGCACCCCGGGAUUCGAGCAGGCCUACCCUGAUCCCAGCACCGACGUGUCGCAGAUCCCCGCCGGGGCCGGUGGCACCUACGGUGCCGCUGGCGAUCCCCGUCUCGGCUGGUACCCGCCCUAUGCAGCCAAUGUGCCUCCCGAGGCCUAUGUCCCUCCGCGUGCGGUGGAGCCGCAGCCCCCAUUCCGCGUGCUGGAACCACCUUACUUGCCUGUGCGAAACUCUGAUGCGCCCUCCCAGGGUGGGGAGAGGAACGGUGCCCAGCAGGGCCGUCUCAGCGUGGGUAGUGUGUACCGACCUAACCAGAAUGGUCGCGGCCUCCCUGACUUAGUCCCAGAUCCCAACUACGUGCAGGCAUCCACAUAUGUGCAGAGAGCCCAUCUGUAUUCCUUGCGUUGUGCGGCAGAGGAGAAGUGCCUGGCCAGCACAGCCUAUGCUCCUGAGGCCACCGACUAUGACCUCCGAGUGCUGUUACGAUUCCCCCAGCGUGUGAAAAACCAGGGCACGGCGGACUUCCUCCCCAACCGGCCACGCCACACCUGGGAGUGGCAUAGCUGUCACCAACAUUACCACAGCAUGGACGAGUUCAGCCACUAUGACCUACUUGAUGCAUCCACGGGCAAGAAAGUUGCCGAGGGACACAAGGCCAGCUUUUGCCUGGAGGACAGCACCUGUGACUUCGGCAACCUCAAGCGCUAUGCGUGCACCUCACACACGCAGGGCCUGAGUCCAGGCUGCUAUGACACCUACAAUGCGGACAUCGACUGCCAGUGGAUCGACAUAACAGAUGUGCAGCCUGGGAACUACAUCCUCAAGGUGCACGUGAACCCCAAGUACAUUGUUCUGGAGUCUGACUUCACCAACAACGUGGUGAGAUGCAACAUCCACUACACAGGUCGCUUCGUCUCUACAACAAACUGCAAAAUCGUCCAGUCCUGAUCUCAGUGGACGGAGCCCCCCUUGUCUCCCCUUGAAAAGCAGGACCUGCUUCCAGGCAGCCUCCCCCAAGAAGCAUAGCCGCCUAGCCGGAGGGCGAGGGCAGCUGGCCGCUGGGGCAUCCCUCCCUGCCGGCCUCAGGGAGUGAACAUGGACCAAACCCACAGGGAUUCUGGAUGCCAGACCCCGUUUUGUACCUAAGUCUCCUCUACAACACCAUUUUGUCUGUUGUUGGUUUUAAUUUUGAUGUUUUGGCCAUCCCACACAGCAAGAUUGCCCGGGUGCUUAAUAAAACAAGGGUUUUCUAGUCUGGAGUUCUGCUGUGCCCUGGUGGUUUGGCAAACCACAACUGGGUCAGGCCCAAGAGAUAUUCUGGGGUUUCAGUCUUUGUGUAGGAAAAUGUUGAAAGGGUGUCUGCUGGACGGCCAGGACUCCAGCAACUUCCAGGUUACCAACCAUAUCCAUCAUGGAAAUGCUGAAUUUAGUCCAAGGUCAUUCCUGGGUAGAUGACCCCAUCUCAUGGAAUGAGAGAAGAGGUGGUAGGUGGCUCCAGCUAUCUGUUCUGUCUUUCCCCUUUCGCCCAGUCUACCACCCUUUACUGCUCCUUCUUUCCUUCUCAGACUGUAGCUCACCAGCAGCACCAGCAGCAGCCGCCGCCCUGGGAACUAGCCACCCCUUUCACAGUGCUGAGCAGGCACCCUCCGGACAACUGGGGAGAGACAGAGAAGCCUUCAAGGGGGAAAGGGCUACCUUCCCAAAGAGAGAGGAACAUGAAUUCUUGGCGGAGGGGUGGAGGGGUUGGGCUUAGGUAGAGUAGUGGGCUUGGAGACUGUAGGGAGUGCAGGAUAGAGGAGCUCCACUGUCCUUCCCUGGAUUGGCAUUCUAGAACUCCUGGACACCAGUCCGGACCAAGAAGAAGUGGAGAGAGAAUGUCAACUCCUUUCCUCUUCUCCCACCAGCUCUCAGGAUUUCUUUCCACCCACCUGCCACUGCCAUUCUGGAGAAUAACUAAUAGGGAAGGAAAAGAGACUUGGCUCAGGGCUCUAGUUCAAGCUGUUUGAUGCUGGGCCAGGCAUGCUAUACCUCUGUGCCUCAGGUUUCAUCAUCAAUAAAAUGGAACUGUCCUCCAACCUGGCAAAGCCA